AUGCAUUGGCACAAUCAACCGCGAGGCGGCACUGGCCGCCCUCAUAAGCGACGACGGUGUAGCGAUGUGACCCGCGCGGAAGCUUUCCAGAUUCGCUUUCUCCGGGAACGCCGGCUCCAGGGCCUUCUGUGGACGUCAAUUGCCGUCGCCGCGUACAUCCUCGCGUAUUCACUGGCGACCACCAACGCGGGCACUGACUUCGGAGACUGGCCGCGGAGCUGGGAACUACCCAUUCAGGAGCCGAUUGACGAGUUCUUUGAGUGGACCGGCGAUGCCUUCGCCUGGUUCUUCAAUCCAAUCUCCGACUUCAUAGAUGCGGGCCUCGCUGGGAUAGACACGUUCCUGCUCUGGCUCCCCUGGCCAGUUGUCGUGGCGGCGGCAUCGAUGUUGGGCCUCAGGCUCGGCGGCAGGUGGCUGGGGCUGUUCUGCGGCGCGGCCGCCCUGUUCAUCGGCCUCAACGGGUUCUGGGACUCCGCGAUGCUCACUCUGAGCGUAGUAGGGGUUUCAGUAAUCAUCGCUGUGGGACUGGGGGUACCAGUCGGCGUAUUCGCUGCCUUCAGCAGUCGCUUCGAGUCAGUCGUUCGUCCGAUUCUAGACACCAUGCAGGUCCUGCCUGCCUUCGUUUACCUCAUUCCCGCGCUGGUCUUAUUCGGAGUGAGCGGCACUCAGGGUAUCUUCCUUACGGUGGUCUACUCGAUCCCUCCUGUCAUCAGGCUCACCAACCUGGGGAUUCGCCAGGUCCCCCAGGCCGCCGUCGAGACAGCGCACUCGCACGGUUCGACUACAUCCCAAACGCUGUUUCAGGUGCAGCUGCCACUGGCAAAGAGCUCGAUCAUGGUGGGCAUAAACCAGACAAUAAUGAUGGCGGUUUCCAUGGUGAUCAUAACCGCGCUCGUGGGAGUGGAGGGACUCGGCAGGGACGUAUGGCUCUCAUUGAGGGAGGUGGAUGCGGGAGAAGGGCUGGAGAGCGGCAUCGCCAUUGUGCUCCUGGCCAUCAUCCUGGACAGGUUUAGCUACGCCCUCGUAAAGUCCGGUCCCAACUCCUCUGAAUCUGUUCUGGCCGUCAGUCAGCGUGCCGAUGAGACGGCCGCCCAAAAAAUUCAGAACAUGGCUGCACGCUACACUCUUCCCAUUGCCGGCGUGGGCCUGAUAGCUAUCCUGCUGGUUCUUGGCUCCCUGUUCGGGUCACUGAGAGACUUCCCUGACGAGCUUACGUUCUCGAUGGCGGACCCCGUCAACCGGGUCUUCGACUGGAUGGCAGUCAACCUUUACUUCAUCACAAGCUGGGUACGGGACACCCUGUUCCGGGAGCUCGGUUACUCACCUAUUCACACGCUGCUCCUCUGGCUCCCCUGGCCGGCGUUGAUGAUCGUCGCGGCCGGGCUGGCCUGUUUCAUUGCGGGCAGGCGCGCGGCGCUUCUCGCGCUGGUGGGGCUGGCCUUCGCAGGCAUCGGCGGGGUUUGGGACGCGACCAUGGACACCUUGAGCCAGGUGCUGACCGCGGGAGUGUUCACGGUGGUGGUGGGUGUCGCUCUGGGCAUUCUCGCCGCACAGAGCAGGGCCUUCGAGUCAGUCCUACGGCCCAUUCUGGACACCAUGCAGACCAUGCCGAUCUUCGUCUACCUGAUCCCGGUCAUAAUGCUCUGGGGUGUCGGGCCCCUGGUCGGCAUCAUUGCCACCUCGGUGUACGCGCUGCCUCCGGUGAUUCGCAUGACCAGCCUCGGAAUCAAGGAGGUACCGGCACAGGUUAUCGAGACGGCCCUGUCGCACGGCUCGACCGCCUUCAGACCAUGCUCCAAGUCAAGAUACCCCUGGCCUUCCCAACGAUUAUGA
Geodia barretti is the source of this 1833-nucleotide messenger RNA. NCBI's taxonomy places the organism in Eukaryota, Metazoa, Porifera, Demospongiae, Tetractinellida, Geodiidae. The record is from the annotation of a GenBank genome assembly.